Pocillopora damicornis (cauliflower coral) is the source of this 3831-nucleotide messenger RNA. RefSeq lists its product as uncharacterized. Lineage: Eukaryota; Metazoa; Cnidaria; Anthozoa; Scleractinia; Pocilloporidae. The record is from RefSeq and is a predicted model, not a curated record.
UUGAUCAACGUUCCGUGACUGUGUGGUGCUAUAGUUACUGAUUUGAAAAGGUAAUUCUGCUACUAGUUGUACACAGAGCUUUGAAACCAAGAUGUCCGCUGUCUUAGAUGAGUUUUUUGUUCGAUAUGGAAAGCUCCACUGGGCAAUCACGAACAGGACAGUCGAAUGUAACGGGUAUCAUUGAUUCUGGAAUUUCUGUAAACUUGCUUCUGCUCGGCGAAAAUUUGGUGGAAAAGGCUUUUGAAGAAGCCUUAGAAGUGGUUCGUGAAUACAACUAUAGCGAGGUUUUAUCAAAUACCAGUAAACAACUCAGAGACAGUGAAGUAAAUAAAUCAAUUAAUGAGCCAGGAUUGAAUAUGGACAACUUUAACGUUGCACAGACAGAAGAACAGAGAAAGGAAGCUACUGAUGAUGAGUUUGAUGUAGUUGAUGCUGCACAAAUUUCAAACUUUCCUGCAAGCAACAUAAAGAUAAGUGAGAGCCCUUUGACAGGAAUGCAGGAUCAGUCUAAGGAUAAAAAUAUUAAGGGAUCAGACUCCAUCAUUCCUCAAAUAGAGGUUGACACUGUAACUACACUUAGUGGUUCAAGUGCUGAAGAGGGCAAUGGCAAGGAAGAGAAAAAGUGGAAGAAAUUAAGAAAGAAAAAACAAACAGGAUCAGGAGGAUCAGAGCAAGAUGAUGAUGACAAAGAUGAGCUGAAAGAUCAAAUUGAUAAACUGAAAAAAGAAAAUGAGAACAUGAAAAAGGACAUUGAAAGUUUGUCACAGGAAAAAUUGUCUUUAGGGGAGAGACUGGGGGAGGAAAGUAGCAAGAGGGAAAAUGAAAAUGAGGAGCUGAAAAAUGAGCUAGAUAAAUUAAGGAGAGAGAAUGAAAGAAUGAAAUGGGAAAAAGAAAGUUUGUCAAAGGAAAAAUCAUCAUUGGAGGACAAACUUGGAGAGGAAGAUAGCAAGAGAGCGGAUGAAAAAGAUGAGAUGAAGGUUGAAUUUGAUAAACUAACGAGAGAACAUGAAAACAUGUCACAGCAAAUUGAAAGUUUGUCAAAGGAAAAAUCAUCUUUGGAGGCAGAACUCAAUGAGGAAAGGAGGAAGGAAGAGGAUAAAGACAAAGUUAUCAAGGAACUUGAAAUUAAAUUAGACAGCUUAAAAAAAGAGAAUGAAAACCUGACAGAGAAAAACUUGUCCUUGGAGAAAGGCAUAGAGGAGAAAAAGGAUAAAGUAAAGGCACUUACAGAUCAACUAGAACAAGAAAAAGAAGUCCAUGAACAAGCUAUUACAAACCAGACACCUGAAAAAGAUCAGCUUGUUACUCAACUAAAAGAAGAAAUUUCCAAACUUCAAGUCCGAAUUACAGAACUAGAAAAUGGCCUAGAAAAUGCUCAAAAAGAAAAGGAAGAAACAAUUUCUUCAUCAAAAGAGAAAGUUAAACAACUUGAAGCUGAGAACAGAAGUAAGGAACAACAGCUAGAGGAUGCCAAGGAGGAUGUGAACAGGUCAAUGACUUCUUUGCGUGAUCAAGAAGAGAUGGCUAGUGGCCUGAAAGAAGAGAAUGAAUUGCUUAAGAGUCAAGUUUCCAUACUUCAGAAGGAACUGAACAAUGUUAAAACUCACAGUAGUCAUCUAGAGAAUGCUGUUCAGAAGCUCAUGGACGAGAAGAGUAAACUGGAAGAGGAGCAGAGAUCAUUAGCUAAGCAGAAAAUUACAAAAGAAUCUCAGAAUAAACUGAAGGAAAGGAUCCAAGAGCUGGAGGAUAAGGUGACCAAACUCAAUGUUGAUAGAGGAAAGGUCAAAGCAGAUUAUAAUGAGGCUGUGAAAGCUUUGGAAGCUGUAGACAAAGUGUAUCGUGUCAGAGAGGAUACUCUAGAAAAAUACAAAGCUGACUAUGAAGAUGCCAUGGACUUGAUUAAAAAAAAGGAAAAAGAGAAUGCUAAGCUGGAGAGUGAUCUUUCAAAAAAUAAAGAGAAGCUUACAAGAGCUCUGGAAUACAGAGCAGAUCGAGAAGAACUCAAAGAUCAAAUUAGGAGAAGUAAACAGGCAAUCGAGUCACAGAAAGAGGAAGUAGAGCAGGCCAGGAAAGACUUAGAUGAGGAAAGACACACAUUGAGGAUGGCACAGGCCAGAGCUCAGGAGAAGGGAAGAAAAAUUCAAAUUUUAAAUCUGGAGCUCACUGAAGUCAAGGACACCUUGCAGAUUGCCAGGAAUGUUAUCGAUGAAAAAGAAAAGAACAUGAAAAGUUUAAGGGAAAGUUUGGAAAAUGAGAAAGAAUUAAGGGUCAAACUGGAAAAGGAACUAGACAUCAAGUCACAUAUUGAGAAGAAACUGAAAUUUACAGAGGAGGAGAAACAUAGAGUUGAAUGUCGGCUGAAAAACACUGAACUGGAGUUAAAGGAAACUGAGACAAGUCUGGAACAAUCAAAUAGCAAGAGAAAAGAACUGGACCAGAACAUAGAGAACUUACAAAAUGACAAAAAGCAACUCAACAGUCAACUUGAAGGAAAAUCAGCUGAAAUAUCAACCUUGACUGGACGCAUCAAAGAGCAAGAAAAAAACUUAGGUGAAAAGUUGAUGGAAAUAGUACGGCUUCAAAGUGUAGUUGAUGACCUUAAAGACCAGCUUGAGGACGUGUUGAUAUCUUAUGAGAAUGACCGUGACUGGUGGAAGCAGAGAGCUGACAAAGUGUUGGGGAAGAGACCUAAAAGCGCCCCACCCAAGAGGAGGCCAGGCAGUGAAUUUCAAAGUGGUGGAUCAAGUUUAGUACGUAGACGCCUUGCGCACAAAAUGGGUCCACCGUGUUUGAACCAAAGUUACAUUAAUAGCUCGCAUAAGAUUGGACGGAUGAGACCUGUACCCGCAGGAGAAGAACAAACACCUCAAGUCACAAACGGUGAUCUUGCUGAUGGGGGGCCAGGACAUCAUUCAGCACCGGAGACCACCCCUAGACCUCCAAGUGCUUCUCCUUCAGACAGGCCGAGAACGAAACGUCCCAUGUCGUCAUAUGGUGUAAGGUCACACACACCUCUCCUGACUUGGUCACGUGAUACAGCGGGAUACCACAGCGACCUGGGUGGUAUUUCGGAGGGAAUCGGUCUUAAUGGUUACGAUGCUGAUGAUGAAGUUUUCUCUUCGGGUAGUGUCCAUAAAGGAGACAAAGUUAUGAUACAAAGUAGAGUAACUGGAGAAGAAAAGAUGAACUUGACAGGAAUGGUGAAGUACGUCAGCAAAUAUGAUAGCGGUGGGAGUAUAUUUGUAGGACUCAAAAUUGAUCACCCAGGAGCUUUUGGUGGUCAGGAAUAUAGCAGAGUGAAGCUGUCAGACAUACAUGCUGUUAUGAAUCCUCGUGUAGACUCGUAACUUCUCUCGCAUCAGACCUAUGACAUUUGACUAAAUGCAAUACCCACACUGACGGCCAGUCAUGGAAUGCUAUUUUGCAAUUGAUGCAUGAAGUCCCAUUGCAAGAGCGCAAGUCGACCGAAGGAAUCAUCUGCCAUUCAAAAUAGUUAGUGUUAACCCUUCACACCUUAACGUCAGUAUCCAUAUUCUCCUUACUCGUCUUUAUACAUUUCCUUAGAAACUGACAAGGAGAAUUGGUUUAACAAUCAAAGCUACUUAGUUUGGCGAUCAUUUCUUCAACUCUCAUGAUCGUAAUGAAUGAUUCACCAAUUUUUUAGUUGAGAGAAAUUAUAUGCUAGUCACUCGUAGAGUUUAAAGGAUUUAAGAGGCAUUUACUGCUCUUCUCCCAUUUCACAUUGACCUUCUUUACAGACGCUAAGCAAACAAUUAGAUUGAUUUUUUAAAUUUUUUAUGGGUGUUCAUCAGUAGAUCCCAAUUAUUUCUU